Carassius gibelio (silver crucian carp) is the source of this 5068-nucleotide messenger RNA. RefSeq names its product lysyl oxidase homolog 4. The record is from RefSeq and is a predicted model, not a curated record. Gene Ontology annotation, cellular component: membrane. NCBI's taxonomy places the organism in Eukaryota, Metazoa, Chordata, Actinopteri, Cypriniformes, Cyprinidae. Bases 190 to 2625 code for a protein of 811 amino acids. The transcript has 14 exons. Gene Ontology annotation, biological process: peptidyl-lysine oxidation. Gene Ontology annotation, molecular function: protein-lysine 6-oxidase activity; copper ion binding.
UUCAUUAGUAGUGGGUCACCUCAUAGAGGCUGUCAAUUUGCAAUCACAUGACCAGACAAACACCACUCAAUUUAUCUUUGUAACCCACACAGUGCAACUUAAAAAUUACUUUUAAAAUAAGUUUGUAGUUCAUUUAGUAACGAGGGCCACUGUUGUUUUGUGUUUCAGAAGCCUCACCUGUGUUCAAUCAUGAUUCGGGUCAUCUGUCCCAUGUGUGUUCUUCUCUUUGCGCUCCUCUUUGGGUGCAUGAGCGCACGUCCUGACUCACCAGGCCGAUCACGGCGUGCUCCUGCUGCCAAAGUGCGACUGGCAGGUAACAGCCAGAGAGAAAAUGAGGGACGAGUUGAAGUCCUGCACAACGGGACAUGGGGCACCGUAUGCGAUGACGAGGUCGACAUUAAACUCGCUGAUGUGGUGUGCAGGGAAUUGGGUUUCCAAAGUGGCUUAACAUGGGCACACAGUGCCAAGUAUGGAGAAGGAGAAGGCCCAAUCUGGAUGGAUAAUGUGAGGUGUGAAGGAACGGAGAAAACUCUGAAAGACUGCAAGUCGAACGGGUGGGGUGUUCAUGACUGCAAACACACUGAGGAUCUCGGGGUGAUCUGUAGUCCGGAGAGAAGACUAGACCAAGUGCAUCCUGGAGUCACCAGAAGAGGGCACACCAUUGCUCUCAGACCAAAUGUAGUCACCUCAAACCGUUGGCAGGACAUUUACUCCAGUUCAAGGACACCUGCACAUCUCAGACAAGGAAAUGGACAUUCCCAGGAUCAUACCAGUUGGGAUCAAUUCUCCAGACAGCAGUUUCAUAAUCCGUCUGCCAGUAGGGUGAGGAUCGAGGAAGUCCGUCUCAAGCCGAUCUUGAUGGUCACAAAGAAGCACGCCCUUGUUACGGAGGGUGUGGUGGAAGUAAAGCAUGCUGGGAGAUGGAGACAGGUGUGUGAUAAAGGCUGGAGUCUGAACAGCAGCAGAGUUGUGUGUGGGAUGCUUGGCUUUCCUGAUGCGGAGCAGCCCAACAUGAACACCUACAAAAAAAUAUGGGAUAAGAAAGUCAAGGAUACAACAACCAGACUGAGUCAGAUGACCAAAAAGAAGGGAUUCUGGGUUGAGAAAGUACAUUGUCUGGGCACAGAGCCCAGCCUGGCGGAGUGCCAUGCCCAGCUGUCAAUCCCUCGGAGCCCCACCCCCUGUAAGAACGGACGCCAUGCAGUGGCCCGCUGUGUCCCAGGUCCACAGUUUGCUCGUAUGUCCUCUGGCAGACCCCAAGCACCUCACCCUGCAGAGCUGUCAGUGCGUCUGAAGGCUGGACCACGCCUGGGAGAAGGAAGAGUUGAGGUUCUCCGUGAGGGGAAGUGGGGAACUGUGGUUGACCACCGGUGGGACCGGAUCUCAGCUAGUGUGGUCUGUAGAGAGCUGGGCUUCGGCUCUGCCAAAGAGGCUCUUACCGGAGCAUACAUGGGUCAAGGGACAGGGCCGAUCCACAUGAAUUCAGUGCAGUGCACUGGCACAGAGCGCUCUAUUUUGGAGUGUUACUUCCAGGAAGUCCCUCCCUGGACAUUCAAACACAGCCAGGAUGCUUCUGUCAAAUGUUAUGUUCCUAAGACAGGCAUGGAGACUAUGGUGCGGUUGGCGGGGGGCAGGGUCCCGGCCGAGGGUCGUGUGGAGGUGCUAAUGGAGGUGGGGGGCAGAAAGCGUUGGGGGACGAUUUGCAGUGAAAACUGGGGAAUAAAUGAAGCCAUGGUGGUAUGCAGGCAGCUGGGCUUUGGUUUCGCCGCACGUGCCCAUCAGGACACAUAUUACUGGCAAGGUGACCCAGCGGCAGAAGAAGUUUUGUUGAGUGGGACUCACUGUGUGGGAACAGAAAUGUCCAUCCAGCAGUGCCGUCAAAAUAGUUACAUCCACUGCCCUCGAGGAGGCGGAGCUAAAGCAGCGGGUGUCACCUGUUCUGAAACGGCACCUGAUCUGGUUUUGGAUGCACAGCUCGUGCAGGAGAGCGCUUAUCUGGAAGACAGGCCUCUGCACCUGCUCACCUGUGCGCAUGAGGAGAACUGUCUCUCCUCCUCCGCCAGUCGUAUGCAGUGGCCGUAUGGGCACCGCCGUCUUCUGCGUUUCUCCUCCCGUAUCAUGAACUUGGGUAGAGCUGACUUCCGUCCACGAGCCUCAAGAGAGUCCUGGACCUGGCACCAGUGCCACAGGCAUUAUCACAGCAUUGAAGUGUUCACACAUUAUGACCUCCUCACACUCAACGGAAGCCGAGUGGCCGAAGGACACAAAGCCAGUUUCUGUCUGGAAGACACCUACUGCCCUGAUGGACUUCACAAACACUUUUCAUGUUACAAUUACGGAGAUCAAGGCAUUUCGGUGGGUUGCUGGGACACUUACCGCCACGAUAUCGACUGCCAGUGGAUAGACAUCACUGAUGUCAAUCCUGGAGACUACAUCAUGCAGGUUGAGGUAAAUCCGUCCCUGGACAUGGCUGAAUCAGAUUUUAUGAACAACGUCAUGCGUUGUCGAUGUAAAUAUGAUGGACACAGAGUGUUUAUGUAUGGCUGUCAUGCAGGUGAUGCCUACAGUGCUGAAUCUGAGGAUUUAUUUGAACAUCAGCGUCAGAUCAGCAAUAACUUCAUUUGAGCCUGUUAAAAAGAGGUGAGAGGAGAGGAUGUUAAUUAAUUGGUCCCGGAAAUGCGGAUAACAACCUGGGUGAAAGAAAAGAUUUUCUCAGCUGAUCUCAGAACAGUGUACCAGUAGCACCACGGAGUGGACAAGAUACUGUAUGCUACAUCACUAAACCAUUUUUACUAUGGAAUUUAGUUAAGUCUAGCAGAUGUUUGGAAAUCAAACAAAAUAAUAUCAUUUAGAGGGUUAGUUCACCCAAAUAUUUGAUUUGCUCAUUAUUUUUUUUCUUAGUAUUUUAUAUUUGAAUUUUAGUUUUUGAAUAAAAUACUGGGUUUUUUUUCCCCACCCAUAUGCAAUAAAUAUAGACUGGACCUUCAAAAAGUACACACAAAAUAUAUAGAUACAGAUUUGUGCACUAUUUUUAAGACACUGGAUAUCUGUAUUCCUCUCUUGAGUAUGGAUGUCAAUGAAUAAUAGUUUAAUUUUCAGUCUGUCUGUUCCUGACACACAUGGUUUUGUAUCAGAACACCUGGAAUAUACUUUUGUGAUAUGAAUGUACUAUUUGUAAUUUUUAAGUUUGAUAGUUUGUCCAAGUCCUUUUUACUUUCAUUUUACUGAAAAGAGUAGGUGGUAUAUUCCUUAGAAAUUCUCAUUUUUUGUUCCAUAGAAGAAAGUUACAGUGUCUCUUAAGGCCAAUUCACACUACACCGACAGACACUGGCUAAUGGCAACAGACACAUUGGUCAGGUUUUGUCUGUUGGCCACCUAUUGAACAUGUUGAAUCUGCAUUUGUCAGGUCUUUGAAUGUCUGAGAAAUUACAUACUGGUCAGUUGUCGGCGCUGGUCUGUGGUGCGGAUUGAAUUAGCCUUUAGUGGUCACUGUUUUACUAGUAGACUCUGUUUUCAGAUUAGUGCCCAGGGCUUUGGAAUGAGGUGGUGUGAUGACUGUGAUCCUUUUGCUGCUCCGCCAAACUCUUGCUGGCUCGGUUAGUUUGACAUUCAAUGAAAACCUGUGCGGCGGAGGCCCUUGUUCAGAGCUGCAGGAGUUAGUAAAUAAAGUCUGAAUUGUUCAGGAGUUAGUAAAUAAAGUCUGAAUCUGUAUUUUUGGGUGAACUUUUUCUUUAAUUAUCAUCCACUCAGUAACUAGGACAUUUAUUUCAGAGACUAAGUAGUUGUUGUUGACCAAAUGGUAAAAAAUUAAACGUGUAGUUCUUGGAACCAAGACUAGCAUUAGAGAAUAACUAUUUUUUUAAAGUCUACAUGCACCCACAUAUUUAUUUCCUGAUUCUAUAGCAAACAUAUAAUGUAUCGUUAUUAAAAAAAAUGCAUCUGCAGAAUGUUUACCCCCCCGCCCCCCAUUGUUUUCAUACCAAAAAAGAAAUCCAAAAUAUACUUUUCUUGACUAAUUCAUAUAACAUAAAAAUGCAGUGUGUUCACUUUUUCUGUUCAUUAAUUAGCUCUAUAUCUAAUUUCAAUUCUUCUGUUUUAAUUUAUGCACUUUAUUGAUGGACCUCUGUAUUCUGGAAGAGAUGGUUCAUUCACUACCAUCUUUCAAGACACACUUCUGUUUGUAUGUUUGUUUAUUAUUUGCCUCCUUUUUAAAUGUUUUUGCAACUUUUGAUAUAUAUAUAAAUUUUUCAGUUGACUUUCCUGAAUUCUAAAAGAUAACAAAGUAUACUGUAUAUGGUGAAGAUAAUUUAUUUAACACAUUGUUAAACAAAUUUUCUGGAUUAGAGUUUUGUUAGUUUCAUUAGUUUCAUAGUUCAUAGUGUUAAUAAAGGCUUGAUAAAUGGUUGACUGCUUUAAUUUUCAUUAACAUGUUUAAGGUAUGAUUUGUGGUUGAAUGGAAUUGGUUUUCUUAGUCUUGCAUGAACUUGAAGCUUUUUUUUUUAAUCUAUGAGUAUAAGGGAUACUAUGUGUAGUGUAAAGCAGUGAUGCUGGGAAUGAACAUUUAUGGACCAGAGCAUUAUAUCUAUUCUUAAAGUAUUUUAACCCUUUGUCUAUAAAUAGCAGGGUGGGGUGCGGUGGUGGUGGGGGGAUUUGACCUGUACUGUCAGUUUUUACUUUUUAAAACUUUUGCACAGUACGAGACACCGUAAUGGUUAUUGUGCAUGUGAUAAAUUUAUAUAUAAUUUAUUCCUACUGUUUACAUUGAUUCCAGUGAAUAAUCUGUACCCAUUUUCAGUUUAUAGAUAUCACUUACGUCAAUUUAUGUACUUUCCAUUUUCAUUAUAUAGGUGUUUGUUUGUUUUUUUUAUUUUUUUUUUAUUUAUUUUUUUUACAUUUGUAAGAUUAUAAAUAUGACUUAUUCCCUGUAUUGACUUCUUCCCUGUAUUGGAUACUUUAUUUUCAUCAUGUUACUCCUCAUUUAUUUAACCUAAGCUUUUAUUUAUGAUUUGCAUUUUACAGUAUGCUCUUAGUAUUAAUGGUGCAUUGAUCUCAGUCCAUAAUUCACAGC